AUGCAAGGUCUUUGCCUGUCGGCAGGCCACGCGCUGCCCUAUGUUCUCGCCAUGGCUUUCAUGCUAAGCACAACCUCUACUAAUGCGCAGGCUACGCCUGCAUCAACAACAGCCACGGCUGCCGGCUUCUCCACAACCAACGCCUCUGCCCAAUCGACUCUUACUAUUGGCCUGGUCAACAACUAUGAAUAUGCCCAGGCUCGUAAAGAAAUGGAGGCCACUUUUCGCCUGCUGGAUGUCGAGCCAGAGUUUGUAGUUGGGACGGCCCGUGAGAUUCGUGAACUCGCCCGCAUUAGCAAAAUCGACCUGGCGUACUCCUCGAGCUCUUUUUUCGCCUGUCUUGCUGCCGAGUAUGAUGCGACCCCGGUGGCCAGCGUUGUUCUUCGUCAGAAUGGCAUCGAUGUAUCAAGAUCUGGCGGUGUCAUGUUUGCCGCCUCCAACAACAGUGCCGUGAAGACUAUGGACGACUUUGCGGGCAAAAUAUUGGCUGCUAUUGGUCGUGACUCUCUCCUGGGGUUUCAAGCCCAACGCCAAGAACUCCUUCGCAAUGAUUACAACGUCUACGACCUCUUUCCACAGGUCAUUUACACGGGUGAUGCGGAACAAGUGGUGUGGGAAGUGUUGAACGGUGUGGCCGACGUCGGCUUUGUCAAAAGCGGUGUGAUUGAAAGCAUGAUCAAGCGAGGGCUUGUCUACGAUCCCGACAUCCACUUUAUCAACGAAUAUAAUCAUCGAUUGCGCAACGGCGAUGCUUAUCCUUUCCGCUGCUCCACCGAUCUCUAUGGCGAAUGGGUUCUGUCCUCGAUCGGUGAACUUUCUGAGCUGGUGAUUCACACCGCAGUGGCACAGCUUCUGGAGUUUGAUAACACAGAUUUCGUCCGAGUCGGCUUACCUAGCAUCAGCUAUUUUCGCCCCCCUCUGGCCUACAUCAAUACGCUUGAUUUGCUGGAGGACCUGACAAUUAUGAUCGACGAUGGCGUCAGCAAGAGUUGCGACAGUUUGAGCUCCGACAUCGAGGACGUUGUUUGCGCUUUUGGUUGGGCCCAGGCCGCUGACGUUUCAUGCCAGAGCUCCACCAAGUACACGUGCCCUGAUCGUGGUGACAUCAACUACUCUUGCGUCUGUGAGCCUUGUGUCAAAGUCUGCAGCUCGGAUGAGGUGUAUACCCCCAACGGGAACUGCCGGUGCAAAGCGGGAUUUGUUCGCUUAGGCUCCACGUGCCAGCCCAUGGGCGUCUUCAUUGCCGAGCUGUUGGUGCCAUUGGUGUUUCUCGUGGUGCUGCUGGUUGCGUAUCUAAUGCAUCGGCAGCGCCUGAAAGCCGAUGGGAUCUGGCAGAUCGAAGCCCACGAGCUCGUCUUGGAACAGCCCACCGAGGUUCUCGGCUCUGGCUCGUUUGGUGUUGUGCUGGCUGCCAAGUUGCGCGGGCAGAGGGUGGCGGUUAAACGUGCCUACGUCAACAAGCGUCAAAAAUACCGGACGGAUAGCAAGGCCCCUGACAGCAUGAUCAAGGGCAGUGCGAACAACGCAUUGGGUCUUCCCUUCCGCUCGCAUCGUCACACAAGCAAGGGCAAACAUCGCACAACCCGGCAUCAUGUGCGCAACGUCUUCGUGGAGGCUGAAGCUAUUGCUGAAAAGGUUGCCAGCUCCAGCCAUGGCUCUACCUUUCAAUCAGGUCGCGUCACCACCAUGUCUACUCGUCCAUGGUACCAACGCAUGUUUGGUCCUUCCGCCGAGACCUUAGCACGUCGCCAAUUGUUUCGUGAGAUGCGCCUUCUGAGUCGGAUGCAACACGAUAACAUUUGCCGAAUGAUGGGCGCCGUGAUUGAGUCUGGCAUGGAACCCCUCAUGGUUUUGGAGUAUAUGGAGAUGGGGUCUUUGUACAGCAUGCUCCACAAUGAAGCCAUGGAUCUGGACGACGAAUUCCGUUACAACGCUGUCCACGAUAUUACCAGUGGAAUGCGUUACUUGCACAACGCCGACCUCAUUCAUGGAGACUUGAAGGCGCUGAAUUGCUUGGUUGACAGCAAAUUCCACGUCAAAGUAUCCGAUUUUGGCAUGGCAGGUUUUGCCUCCGAGCACAGCCAGCGCGGCGGCACCCUCGCGUGGAUGGCACCAGAAUUGUUGCAGGGGGACGUGACCUCGUUUGCGAGUGAUGUCUAUAGCUUUGGCGUCGUCAUGUUUGAGAUUUUUGCCCGUGAGGACCCAUAUGAAGACACCGACUUUGACUCAGAGACCCUUGCUCAGAAUGUUGUGCGCCGAAAACUUCGCCCAUCGGCACCAUCAAAUAUGCCCCCGGAGUUUAGCGUCUUGAUGAACGAAUCCUUGGCUGCAGACCCUGACACACGACCCACGUUUGUGGAAUUGUUGCGGCGCAUUGAGCCCCUCGAAGGCAAGAUGAAGAUCAAUGCGCGCAAGGGCAAUGCUAUGCUGCAAGACAACGCCCUGUUGGAACAAGUCUUCCCCAAACACAUUGCCACGGCCCUCCGCGAGGGCCGAACUAUCGAGCCGGAGCACCAUGCCGAGGUGACCAUCUUCUUCUCGGACAUUUGUGGCUUUACGGACAUGAGCGCUACCCUGGAGCCGGUGCAGGUGUCCAACAUGCUGGAUCGCCUGUACACGGUGUUUGACAAGCUGUGCGACAAGCACGGACUGUACAAGAUUGAGACGAUUGGGGACGCGUACAUGUGCGUGGGCAACCUGUUUACGCCUCAGCCGGAUCAUGCGGCGCGUGUGGCGCGGUUUGCGAUGGAUGCGCUGGCGGGGGCCAAUGCGAUUCCGAUUCUGGAGGACGAGCCGGAUGGCGACCACAUUGACAUUCGUGUGGGCUUCCACAGCGGACCUGUUGUGAGCAACGUGGUGGGGACGUUGACGCCGCGAUUCUGUCUGUUUGGAUCGACAGUGAAUUGUGCAUCGCGGAUGGAGAGCAACAGUGUGCGGAACUGCAUUCACAUGUCACCGGAGGCGGCAGCGCUGGUGCAGAAGCAAGAUGUGUCGCUGAACGUGAUUCGUCGUGACCCUGUUGUGACGAUCAAGGGCCUGGGCAAGAUGCAGACGUAUUGGUUGGGGCAUGCACCGUCUACUCAAGAGGCCGAGGCGGCGAAACCGGCACGGAAGUCACUUUUGAGCGUGGCUUCGCGUCGUAGUUCGCGUCGUGCUUCCAUGCUUCAGGAUACCAACGCAGCCGCAUCCGUCCGGGCUCGCAUCCCUGAAACGCCUCAUGUCAUCUUCGAUGAAGUGGCCGUGGACAUGGAUGCGGGGUGGCAGGAUGAGGAUGAGGCUCUUGCUAGGUCCAACACUGCUUCGGAAACGAACACCGAUGACGGCGAAACGCAACUGUCCUCUCUAUCUGAGUCGGCCACAACCGUUAGCAUUAUGCCUGAUGAACCCAAGCUGAACCUGACUCAGCUUGCCCCUGUCUCCGCAGACCAAAACGUCAAAGUCAUGGGUGACUCAGCUGUUUAG
Monosiga brevicollis MX1 is the source of this 3462-nucleotide messenger RNA. RefSeq lists its product as uncharacterized. Gene Ontology annotation, molecular function: peptide receptor activity; protein kinase activity; ATP binding. The record is from RefSeq and is a predicted model, not a curated record. The coding region runs from base 1 to 3462 and encodes 1153 amino acids. Gene Ontology annotation, biological process: intracellular signal transduction; cGMP biosynthetic process; protein phosphorylation. Lineage: Eukaryota; Choanoflagellata; Craspedida; Salpingoecidae. The transcript has 13 exons.